Daldinia childiae is the source of this 1005-nucleotide messenger RNA. RefSeq lists its product as uncharacterized. Lineage: Eukaryota; Fungi; Ascomycota; Sordariomycetes; Xylariales; Hypoxylaceae. Gene Ontology annotation, cellular component: nucleus. The record is from RefSeq and is a predicted model, not a curated record. Gene Ontology annotation, biological process: mitotic sister chromatid segregation; kinetochore assembly. The coding region runs from base 1 to 1005 and encodes 334 amino acids. The transcript has a single exon.
AUGGAUAGCGGAGCGCGUCUUAGCGACGACUUGGAUUUGUUUCACACCUCCCAUCUCCAAGCUACGGUACGGGAGCUUCAGGAGAGAGUCAGGGAGCAUGAAGUCGCGCUAAACGAGCUGCGCGCUACUCCAAGUGCGCAUGGCACAAGCCAGUCUUAUCCCCCAACAGCGUCGUUGGAUAUCAUGAAACUAGCUUAUGAUGAGCUGGCAUCGCAAACACCAUUCCUUCCGUUUCCGGAAUCUUUAUUGCCCGCUCUUCUAGCACUCCGCAAAACCCACCAGACUGUGGAGGAGACAAAGGCCUAUUUAGCCUCUCAUAAAGACUCGGUUGAGAAGACCAAGCGACGACUCGAGGUAGAGAAGUCUAACCUCGAAGAUCAGAAAGCCCUUUCGCAAAGUUUGCGCAAUCGCAUACAAUCAUUGCGAGAUGGCUUGGAAAGCCGAAUGGAGAUGGGACCGGAGGACAUAGCUGCAGAACGGAUAAACGAACUGAAGCAAAAGAAAAAGUACUACGACAAGGAAACCUCCAGGCUUCUCAAAGCGCUGAGAAAGUUUAUCGACGAGCAUCUUGCGGGAAUGCUUGCCGCUGAAGAGCUUGGAGGCCCUGUUGUUGGCGAUAUCAUGGAUAUCGAUGGGUCUGAUCUUGCUGCAGGAUUUAGCUCUCAGGGCAAACUGAAAAAGGCAAAGGAGAAUCCAGAUGAGGACAAACGACAGAGACGCAUCGACGAGAUAUGGGGUAUACGAGAGGAUGGGGAGCCAACAGAGAGAGCUAAGGCGGGCAGCCGGGAUGAAGCUGCGGCCGCGGGUGAGGAGAUGCGCACUUUAACAGAGGAACUACUCAACGCCUUAGCACAAUCUGACGGCGAUAGUUCAGCUGCCUAUGUCCAGCUCCCUAGGGAGACGGCAGCUGCAAGGUUCCUAGUCAGGUCUAAAGUUGCGCAGUUUCACCCUAGAGACUCUACGAAGCUCCGGCUAAUCGACUUUGGUAAAGACUUGGAUGAAUAA